Molecule: messenger RNA, 1524 nt
Organism: Perca flavescens (yellow perch)
Lineage: Eukaryota; Metazoa; Chordata; Actinopteri; Perciformes; Percidae
Product: protein FAM177A1
Exons: 5
Coding region: 226-768 (180 amino acids)
Source: RefSeq, a predicted model, not a curated record
CAAGCCCAAGAUUGCAUUCCAGCGACAGCUCUCUAACUACUUGCUUAUGAUAAGGGUAGCACCGCUGCACUCACCGUCUCAGGGUUCAAGAGGGAUCCUGUGUCAUGUAGUUGCUUUUUCUCCACAAAGCAGAGUCGGCCGUGGACGGGCAGACACGCGGUUACGGCUGUGACACCAGACAGGGUUGAACGUGUUGCGUUGGAAGAAAAGAAAGACUUAUGAAGAAUGAACAACAGCCACCCGGAAACAUCACCUGACGUACAGGAAACAGAGUUUGGGACUCCUGCCCUGACCAAACAAAGGAGGAUCACCUACUUCUCCAGCGGGGAAACUCUGGAGGAGGAUGACAGUGAAGAGGAACAAGAGGAAGAAGAGCAGUCAUCCAACAGAUCUCCCUUCAGAGAACCUGCAGAGAGGACUAGGUUGUCGUUCAAGAAAGUGGCCCUUCUAGUUGGAAGGAUUUCCCUGCUGACUUGCGAUUUCCUUGGAGAGAGACUGGCUGGUGCACUAGGACUGAAUGCAGCCAAAUACCAGUAUGCCAUAGAUCAACACCAUCGUGACCACAAGACAACAAGCAGCAAAGCCACAGACAACCUGAAGGGAGAACAGGCAGCCGCCACCCACCUCUCUCCUGGACUGGAUGGGAGGCAUUACGGCGCUACAGGAGACGUAGGGUGCCCUGCUGGUUCCCAGGAAAGCUGCGACGAGAAACACAUGGACACAAGCGAAGGCUGUCACAACAGAGCCUAUCAAGCAGAUGAGGAUUAGUUGGAUUAAAACCAAAGGACGAAAAAAAACAAUGGAAUAAGAGUUGUGGUUUGAUUAAAGUGUACUGUGUAAAAAAAAAUAAUACAAUAAUGCUUGCCUAAAGUAUCGUCGAAGCUGUUUAUAGUAUGGUAAUGCUACAAGAAAACUAUAUGAGGAAGAAUUUUUUUUUUUUAAAGAAUUCUAAACUGUCAACAAGGAUGGGAUUCGAACACGCGCGUGCAGAGCACAACGCAAAAGGGACUGCUAAGAGGGGCAAAGGAAAAACAAAAAAGGGGGGGAGGGUGGAGAGAGGAAAAAAAGAGAAGAAAAAUGAGAAAUUCGCCAGUUCGAUCCUCGAUUGGAACGUGUCAAUGCAAACUCUUACAAAGUGCUAUAAAUGUAUCAAAUAUCGCUUAAAAACAGAUACAAAUAGGAUUGGUAAGAAUAAUAAUGCUUUGUUGGGAUAAUAAUGCUUUGUUGUGAUAAUAAUAAUAAUAAUAAUAAUAAUAAUAAUAAUAAUAAUAUGAGAAAAGAAGGAGAAAAUGAAGAUUAAAUUAUGUUAUAAAUUAAUUUUUAAUUAAAUACUGGUUGGGCCAACAAGGUGCACACUCUUGCCAGGAUUUGCACCUGGAAUCUUCUACCCAAAGGAGGGAUGUGUUACUAUUACACCACAAGAGUUUUUUGUUAUUAUUAUUUUUCUUUUUAUAACACAAACACCAAAGGUGUAUGUGUUUUUUUAAAGAACACAAACCCCUCCAAUAAAGAGGUGUACGUGUA